Molecule: messenger RNA, 800 nt
Organism: Enterobius vermicularis (human pinworm)
Lineage: Eukaryota; Metazoa; Nematoda; Chromadorea; Rhabditida; Oxyuridae
Source: the annotation of a GenBank genome assembly
UUCGGUUGCGGAUUAGAAAUUCAAUCACCGUCAAUAAGGUCAACAAAUGGCGAUGCUGAUAUACAGCAGUCAACCGGUAUCAUUAAUUCAGCAUUACUUUUUCAUCCACAAACACCAACCUACAAAUGUACAUUGGUGUUUAAAGGAAAUGCUGAAGAACAAGUUCAAAUAACAUUUCUAUACUUUAAUCUUUAUACACCAAAUUCAAAUGCUAAAACUGAUGCUGAAAGAAUAAUGUCAACCAAAAAUUAUCUGGAACUUACCUAUGAAGUUCGUUCUACUGCAAUUGAAAAGCAACCUUUUUCAAAGGCACCAUAUGCCUUCACAUUACAGUAUGAUUUUCGUACUGAUCUUGGUCUUGGCAGUAUGAAUGGUGAACGAAAUACAACUACAGAAUGUUACUUUAUAUUAUUUCGAUCAUCACGUCAAAAAGUUGGCAAUAUUCAAUCACCAAAUUAUCCGGGUUUAUAUCCGCGUAUGAUCGACUGUUAUUAUGUGUUUUAUGGUGUUGAUAAAGAAAUUGUUGUUAUAAGUUUUGAAAAUUUUGAUGUUGAAGGCCUUCCAACAUGUGAAGAUGAAAGCAGUGAUUAUGUGCUGUUCAGUAAUUAUCAAACUGAUGAUCGAACAAAUCGGAAGUUUUGUGGACAACUGAAACCGCUUCAACCAAUUCGCAGUGAAUCCAAUUAUUUUCGGAUGACAUUCAAAUCCAAUUCAAUGUUUGACGGUUAUGGUUUCUAUGCACAUUAUCAAUUUAUUAAUUCAGGUAUCUAUACAGAAUUAGAAGAAAUAGCAGAUUAAAG